GUCCACGGGGUCGAAGGCGCCGUAGAAGCUAUUCCACCGGCGGAGCAUCUGCGCGGCCAUGGCGGCGGCGGCUUUCCCGCGAGCUGCUCCUGCGAUCGAUCUUGGAUUGGAUGGGGGAGUGGGGAGGAUUGGAUGGGGAAAUUGGGAAGGAAGAAGGCGAUCGCCUACCGCGAGGCCCCCAAUGCAGCUUAUAUCUCCCGGCGAGGCGGUGACCAUACUCCACUCCCGGUCGAAUUCGGAAGCGCGUUUCGCUCCAGUGGAAUCCGAUUGAGGAGUGGCAAACACGCACCACGCGUUGCCCGCGCGCCACGUUUCAAUCCACUACGGCGUUGUCGUCACGGCGCGCCACCGCGCCACCGGCGCGACCUGCUGCGGCUCGUGCUGGACCACGUCGGCCCGAGCCUCAGCCGCGUUCUGCGUGAUCGCCGCGGGCGGUUCGCUGAGGAGGAGACGCGGCGCGUCAUGCGGCAGCUGCUGAGCGGCGCCGGCAAGAUGCACGAGCGCGGUAUCGUCCACCGGGACAUCAAGCCCGGGAACAUCCUCGUCGGUGGCGAUGGCGUGGUGAAGAUAUACGACCUCGGGCUGGCCGUUUCCGCCGCGCGCGGUCAGGCCGACACGCUCUGGUACAUGGCUCCGGAGAUGCUCCUGGGGAAGCCGGACUACGACGAGCUCGUGGACGCCUGGUCGCUCGGCUGCGUCAUGGCGGAGCUGGUCGCCGGCGAGCCACUGUUCCCUGGUGACAGCGCGACCGACCAGCUCCGGAGAAUCUUCCGCGUGCUCGACAGCACGUGCAUGGCAUCCACGCCGCUCGCCGCCGCGGGGCAGAAGCUGCUUACCCGCCGAAGUGACAGCCGACUGCGCGAGCUGUUCCCCAAGGAGCGCCUGUCGCGCGACGGGUUCAAGGUUUUAGAGGGGCUCCUCGCCUGCGACCCCGGCGAGCGUCUGCCAGCGGCCAUGGCGAUCCAGCUUCAGCCGCAUAGGAUGCGGGCUCGACCACCAUUCUACCUCAUCACUUAGGAGUGCAUUUCCAUUCGUCCAAUGUAUAUUGACGAGUUUACUUUACUGCCAGGGACGAA
Molecule: messenger RNA, 1076 nt
Organism: Triticum aestivum (bread wheat)
Lineage: Eukaryota; Viridiplantae; Streptophyta; Magnoliopsida; Poales; Poaceae
Product: putative cyclin-dependent kinase F-2
Exons: 1
Coding region: 133-1017 (294 amino acids)
Biological process (GO): regulation of mitotic cell cycle; protein phosphorylation
Cellular component (GO): nucleus
Molecular function (GO): ATP binding; protein serine/threonine kinase activity
Source: RefSeq, a predicted model, not a curated record